Messenger RNA from Diplodia corticola, 792 nucleotides. RefSeq names its product polyamine acetyltransferase. Lineage: Eukaryota; Fungi; Ascomycota; Dothideomycetes; Botryosphaeriales; Botryosphaeriaceae. The record is from RefSeq and is a predicted model, not a curated record. Bases 1 to 792 code for a protein of 263 amino acids. The transcript is spliced from 5 exons. Gene Ontology annotation, molecular function: aralkylamine N-acetyltransferase activity. Gene Ontology annotation, cellular component: cytoplasm.
AUGCCCCGCGAUCUCGAGUCCGAGAAGAUGACGCUCGCCGGCCUGCCGCCGCUGACCAAGAGCCCGGCCCAGGACAACGCAUCUGGCGACGACAGGGACCCGGGCGACAAGCUGAUGCACGACAUGCAGAAGGGCCGGCAGCGCGACGAGCUGCACCCGCUCGUGCAGACGCUCAAUCCCUCGUACGUUGACGACUGCGUCAAACUCGAGAACGCCGCCUUUGCCGAGGGCCAGCGCGGCAGCAGAGAGAAGUUCGUCUACCGCCUCACCGUCUGUGGCGAGCUCUGCCUCGGCCUGUUCACCACCUCCGAGAGCGCUCCCGGCCAUGUUGCGACCGUCAGCACCUCUCACAUCGUCGAGAGCGGUGCGCCGGAGCGGAAGGAGUUCCUGCUUGCCAUGGUCUGCGCCACCAAGACGCGCAAUGGGUUCGUCUCGGACGACGACAUGAACGUGCCGUCCAACUGGCGCGAUCAGCCAUACCCCUCCAACGCAUCUGUUGGCCACCAGGAAGAUGGCCGCACUAUUGCCAUCCACUCACUUGCCGUUGAGCCCGAGGUCCAGGGUCGAGGUCUCGGCAAGACGCUCUUGAAGGCCUACAUCCAGCGCAUGCAGAACAGCGGCGUUGCCGACCGCAUCUCCAUUCUGACGUACGAGAGGUUGGUCUCAUUCUACGAGUCCGUCGGCUUUGUGAGUCGGGGACCUAGCAAAGUGCAGUACGGAGGUGGAGGUUGGGUCAACAUGGUCUUGGAGUUUCCGGAAACCUCCAACGGCCCGAAGAAAGUCGGCGAGUAA